Aureobasidium subglaciale EXF-2481 is the source of this 483-nucleotide messenger RNA. RefSeq lists its product as uncharacterized. The transcript has 3 exons. Gene Ontology annotation, cellular component: cytosol; nascent polypeptide-associated complex. The record is from RefSeq and is a predicted model, not a curated record. Bases 1 to 483 code for a protein of 160 amino acids. Lineage: Eukaryota; Fungi; Ascomycota; Dothideomycetes; Dothideales; Saccotheciaceae.
AUGGAUCAAGCAAAGCUCCAACGUCUUCAGAAUGCCGUGCGCAUCGGUAUGAACUCUCGAAUCGGCAAGGGUACUCCCAGAAGAAAGGUCAAGAAGGUCAACAGAUCCGGUGGUGGUGACGACAAGAAGCUCCAGGCCGCCCUCAAGAAGAUGAACGUCCAGCCCAUCCCUGCCAUUGAGGAGGUCAACAUGUUCAAGUCGGACGGCAACGUCAUCCACUUCGCCGCCCCCAAGGUUCACGCUGCCAUUCCCUCCAACACCUUCGCCAUCUACGGUAACGGCGAGGACAAGGAGCUUACUGAGCUCGUUCCCGGUAUCCUUAACCAGCUUGGUCCCGACUCGCUCGCUUCCCUCCGCAAGCUCGCCGAGAGCUACCAGAGCAUGCAGAAGGGUGUCGAGGGUGAGGACAAGAAGGAGGAUGAUGAUGACAUUCCCGAUCUCGUUGAGGGCGAGAACUUCGAGGGCAAGGCCGACGUCGAGUAA